AUGAGUGUCAACGGUGUAAAUUUAGAAUUUUGGAGAUUAAUUGACAAACUGUGGGUAAAAUUCAAAGAGGAUCUCAAGAAAGAAAUUAAACUUAUUGAUGAAAGUGUAUUUUCUGUAGGUGAAUUUAACAUUAAAGUUGGUAUUAGUGUUGUUCGAGGCUUUAUACCUUGUGUAGAGUUAAUUUUUAAAUCGCGUAAUGAUGAGUUAAACAAAAUUUGCCUUCACCACGAAGAUUGGGAUCAUUUAAUUUAUAUAUUCAAACAAUUUUACAUCAACAAGGAGGUGAUUUCAAGUGACACAAUACCAUUAGCAGAAGGAAUUUUAAAUAUUACCCGCCUGAGUGAGAACGUACUAUGUAUUAAAUGCGAAGACUUCGAUGUUGAUGGAAAUUUGAGAACCUCUUUGAUACCUAUUAUGGCUCCGUUCGUGAUUUAUGCUGACUUUGAAUCGAUUCUACAACCCAUCAACUUUUGCGAGCCCAAUUCAUCCAAAUCUUUUACCGAAAAAGUUGAGAUGCAUCAGCCCUACAGUUUCGCUUAUUACAUCGUUUCCACCGUUGAUAGCAGUUUCAAUAAAUUCGAAACGUAUACGGGACUCGAUGCAUCUAAAGUUUUUAUUUCAAAAUUACUCGAUGAUGUCAAAUUUAUUUACGACAAAUACUUCAAAACCGUAAAACCAAUGCUACCUCUAACGAUCGAUGAGCAACAGAAUUUCGAUUCGGCUGAAAAUUGUUUUAUUUGUCAAAAUCCUUUCACAUCCGAUCAGGUUAAGGUUCGCGAUCAUUGUCACAUAAGCGUGGUUACGAUUGUCAUUUAUUUAUUAAAGAAAUGGCUGAUGUGGAUGAACAUGGACUUGAUGUAUUGCCGAACAAUAAAGAAAACUACAUCAGUUUUAGUAAAAGAAUGUUGGUCGAUAAAAUUUAUGGCAUCUUCAUUAGAUUCUUUAGCUGAUAACCUAGAAAAAUGUGACUUUAUCAAUAUACGUAAAUUCUUUCCAUACAUUGAACAUUUUAAAUUGCUAACAAAAAAGGGUAUAUUUUCAUACAAUUAUAUAACCUGUUUCGAUAAAUUAAAUGAUACCCAACUACCGCCUAAAAGUAUGUUUUACAACAAAUUAACUUUAGAAGAUAUAAGUGAUGAGCAAUAUUUGCACGCUCAACUUGUGUGGAAAGAAUUUAAUUGUCAAAACUUAAAAGAGUAUUCCGACUUAUACUUAAAGACCGACGUUCUUUUAUUAGCCGAUGUUUUCGAGAAAUUUAGACGUGUAUGUUUUAAAACGUACGGUUUGGAUCCAACUCAUUAUUAUACGGCACCGGGACUUUCUUGGGAUGCCAUGUUAAAAUUCACUAAAAUUAAAUUGGAAUUGUUAACGGAUAUAGAUCAAGUUCAUUUCGUUAAAAAAGGUAUCCGUGGGGGUAUUUCCCAAUGCUCCCUACGGCAUGCUAAAGCUAACAAUAAAUAUAUGAAAAAUUAUGACGUCAAUUCACCCUCAAAAUUUUUAAUGAAUUGGGACGCUUAUAAUUUGUAUGGGUGGGCAAUGUAUCAAUUUAUACCCUUUUCCGAUUUUAAAUGGCUGUCUGAAAACGAAAUAGAAAAUUUUGAUUUUAAUAAUAUAUCUGAUAUUGCCGAUUUUGGAUUUAUUUUAGACGUUGAUAUUGAAUACCCCGAAAAUUUACACGAUCUACAUAAUGAUCUCCCAUUCCUAGCUGAAAACCUAUUACCACCUAACGCCGUUGCUCACGGUCUUAAAGUUUGUAAAAUUAAUAGAGUUUUAUCGUUUAGACAGUCUGCGUGGUUGAAAUCUUACAUCGAUAAAAAUACAGAACUACGUCAAUCAGCUAAAAACGCGUUUGAAAAAGACUUUUUUAAAUUAAUGAAUAACGCAGUUUUCGGUAAAACUAUGGAAAAUGUUGAUAAGAGGGUUGAUGUAAGAUUAGUCACCAGUUGGGAAGACGUUCAUGGUCAUAGAGCGGGUAGACCAAAAUUAGGGGCGCGCAGCUUAAUCGCUAAAUUAAAUUUUAAGAAUAUUAAAAUUUUUACGGAAACAUUUUCGGCUAUUCAAAUGGAACGUCUUCAUAUCGUUUACGAUAAACCUUUAUAUGUUGGUUUUACGGUUUUAGAGUUGUCGAAAUUAUUAAUGUACAACUUUUUUUAUGGUUUUUUAAAACCAAAGUAUGGUGAAGGUAUUCGGUUAUGUUACAUGGAUACGGAUAGCUUCACCGUUCUAAUUAAUUCCAAUGAUGUUUAUACAGAUGUAAAAUUAAAUUUAAAUAAAUUUGACACGUCUAACUACAGUCCUGAUAAUCAGUUUGACGUCCCGUUACAAAAUAAAGCGGUUUUAGGUCUCAUGAAGGAUGAGAAUUGUGGUGAAAUUAUGGAAGAAUUUGUGGGUUUAAGAUCGAAGGUGUAUGCUAACAGAGUCGCUGAUGGGCGGGUUACUAAAAAAUCUAAAGGUGUAAAGAAGGCUGUCGUGAAACGUAAAAUUACUUUUAAAAAUUAUAUCGAUUGUUUAAAUUCUAAAGCCGUUUUGUUUAGAAAGCAAUUAUCUUUUAGAAGUUUUCAUCAAAUAAUUUUUACUAUCUUACAAAAUAAAUUGGUUCUUUCACCAAGCGAUGUAUUUGUAAUGACGGGAUUGAUACAUUAG
This is a messenger RNA of Onthophagus taurus, 2643 nucleotides long. NCBI's taxonomy places the organism in Eukaryota, Metazoa, Arthropoda, Insecta, Coleoptera, Scarabaeidae. The record is from RefSeq and is a predicted model, not a curated record.